Molecule: messenger RNA, 1578 nt
Organism: Perca flavescens (yellow perch)
Lineage: Eukaryota; Metazoa; Chordata; Actinopteri; Perciformes; Percidae
Product: LRRN4 C-terminal-like protein
Exons: 2
Coding region: 99-932 (277 amino acids)
Source: RefSeq, a predicted model, not a curated record
CCGUGUGGUUCUCGGAGGCUGUUUCAACAAAGCUCCGGCCGUCAUUCAGUGGCGCGCCUCGCCGUUUCCACCUCCCUUCCCCGCCCAGUGCCAGGCGGAUGGACGGUUCUAACCAAUGGCGGAGCUUCAGUACAGUUACGUCCGUAGAGAUGACGUCACUGUGCAGGAACCUGGCUGUGCUUCUCCUUUUUCUGAGUGCCUCACCUCUCCACCAAUCCCACCUCUCCACCCAUGCUGCCUCUACAAUCCCUCCCGCCACUCGACCUCCGAUCAUAUUCAUGACUGCUGAUGAUGAUGAUGAUGAUGAUGAUGAUGACUAUCACGGUGACAAUUACAGCUCUCCUCCUGAAGUCGUGCACGUCGUGAGGACUACCUUGCUCCAACGGAAGGCGCAGCCCUGCCAAUACAACCCCUGCUUGGAGAAUCAGGAGCCCUGCAAACAGAUUUCAGCAAAGACUGGGUGUCUCUGUCCUGGAGUCAGUGGGGUUGAUGAGCCUCCUCAUGCACCAAUCAUCCAAGCGCUGCAGCCAAUCAGUGAAGGAGAUGACAGAGGGAAGAUCGAGGUCCAAUGGUGUGCUCCAUCUUCUGUGGUGUCUGGGUACAGAGUGGUGAUAGAGGGAAGUGAAGCCCUGGAGUUUGGGGAGGGUUCACGACGAGGUUUGGUCGGAUCUUUGGAAGUUGGGACUAAGGUGUGUGUGGAGGCGUGGAACAGUGCAGGACACAGGCCCUCCUCGGAGUUCUCCUGUAAGCGGUAUACUCCUCCUGAAUCUUCUGAGCAUAAACUGUUGGCUGGGGUUAUAGGAGGAGGGGUGGCCCUCCUACUUCUCAUCAUAGCAGUUGUGAUCCUUUGUAACCAUCAAAUGCGUAAAAAGGCAAAGAAAGACUCCGCUGAUGGACUAGGGAACCCUUCUUACACAGUGGGGACUAUGUGAUCCAGAUUAGUUUAGCACUGACAAUCCAUUCCAGUCACACUGAACAGCAACACUGUAAUCAAGAACAAAAGACAAACAGUUCUGGUUCUCAUUAUGAUGAUUAUAGAAUUAAGAAGUUGUUUACACUCCUGUUUCAAGGAAUGUGUAAACAUAUCGGGGUAAAGAGGAGUGGUGUUCAUGGAAUAACUAAUCAAUGGGUCAUUCUGUUACUUUGUGGUUAGAACUACGGGUUUAUUUGCUGGCAAGUUAACCUUUGUAGGUUUAAUGUAGUGUUAUUUUAUCUUUUCAUGGUUAAAUUUAAUUGUAAAUAUUUUUUCAGGAUAUAGAUACUGACUUUUGUAAUAAACUAAAACUUAUUUCAUAAAAACUGUAAAUGGUGUUUGUUAAAUAUUUGCUUUUAUCUGAAAGGUUUAGGCCUACGUGUUGUAACAUAAACCAGGGAGACAAAUUAAUGAAGGUUGGUAGGUGUACGGCACGCUUUAAUGUGCCUUGGCAUUGAUUCUCUGAAGCUUAACUGGAGGGACUGAACAACGGUCAGUCCAAAAUGUCCCAUGCUUGGUUUGAGAUCUGUUGACUGCAGAGUCCAUUGCAUAUGAUUGUCACAUUUUUUUUUACAUUAAAACAUUCAUUGACCCCUUGUACGCUG